This is a messenger RNA of Postia placenta MAD-698-R-SB12, 640 nucleotides long. RefSeq lists its product as hypothetical. The annotation marks the transcript as partial. NCBI's taxonomy places the organism in Eukaryota, Fungi, Basidiomycota, Agaricomycetes, Polyporales, Adustoporiaceae. The transcript is spliced from 2 exons. The record is from RefSeq and is a predicted model, not a curated record.
GACCUCUCAAGGAGGUCGAUAGUGGCCCAAAAAUUAAUGUCCAUGAGACAUGACGCGCACCCGCGAAGGGCGCAGCGUCGGUCCGCUCACCAGCGACGACCAGCACCGAUCACAAAGUAGUCCAGUUGCUCACCGCACUCCCCUCGUGCAACCAUACCAGAUCGUGCUCGAGAACCAACGAGCAGAAUCUGCUCUCCCCAUCUCUGACCCACACAAGCCAGAGCAGGGGUAAGGAAAUGUGAUUUCCUCAUCUCUCCUAAGAGAGAUUAUCUUGUCAUAAGUUCAUCUCGACGAACAACAAGAUACUAGCAGGUGUUUGCAUGCAGACAACACCAGCAAAAUGGGGGCCACAUCGUGAGCCUUCCCAGAUUGCCUGGUUGCAAUGUCAUCAUGCAUACGUACAGCCUCUCAGAUUUCCUGGAGGACUCCUGGUGUUGGUUGGUUUCUCGAUCCCACAGGCUACAUAGGACGCCAUCCUAUGCAUCUGCGCUCGAUAGCGCAGAGCGAAGCCGAUAAGGAGAGAGGUAAGACGGACAGCUCAUGUUUAUCAGACAGGUGCGAGAGGGUCGAGCAGAUCGAAGAGCUCGCCCGUUUGGCCAUCGCUAGUACCGUCCUCCAUCGACGAAGAGAACUGGAGCGG